This is a messenger RNA of Engraulis encrasicolus (European anchovy), 1757 nucleotides long. RefSeq lists its product as uncharacterized. Bases 1 to 1488 code for a protein of 495 amino acids. The transcript is spliced from 3 exons. The record is from RefSeq and is a predicted model, not a curated record. NCBI's taxonomy places the organism in Eukaryota, Metazoa, Chordata, Actinopteri, Clupeiformes, Engraulidae.
AUGGUAACCCUCUCAGACUCUGGCUUUGAGAGCGAUCAGAACGAGGGUUUCGCUCCUUUCCUACACACCGGCUACAGACAUCCCAGACCGGGGUCACCUCACCACGCACCCCAGCACACCGCCUACAGACAUCCCAGAGCUGGAACACCUAACCACACACCCCAGCACGCCGGCUACAGACAUCCCGGACCGCCCAUCUACGCACCCAAGCAGACAGAUGACAGCCGCCCCAGACCAGGCUCAACCACCCACGCACCCAAGCACACCAACUGCAGCCCUCAGAGAGUAAGCUUGCCUGCCAACGCAUCCAGACACUCUGAGCACAGCCCUGUCAGACCAGCCUCACCUGCCCACGCACCCAAGCACGAACAACGCAGCUCUUCCAGACCAAGCUUACCUACCCACAUGCCCACACACCACAACUACAGUCCUCCCAUGCCCAGAGCAGCACAUCACCCCAGUGACACACCCACAUCUGACUUAGCAAGGUACCUGGUAAGAAGUCAACUUGUGUCAUCAGGACUGACCAGGUUCGAUGACAGGCCUGAAAAUUACUUAUCCUGGAAAAGCUCAUUCAUGAAUACGAUCGAGAGCCUAGAUCUUAGAGCAGGGGAAGAGCUAGAUUUGUUAAUACGGUGGUUAGGCCCAGAAUCUGCCACACACGCACGCCGCAUUAGAUCAGUAAAUGUGAGGGACCAGGCAGCAGGAUUGGGGCUCGUAUGGGAGAGGUUAGAGGAGAUGUAUGGUGCGCCUGAGGCUGUAGAGGGAGCUCUCUUUACUAAACUUGAGCAGUUCCCUAAAAUAUCACACAAAGAGUACCAUAGGCUUAGAGAGCUGUAUGAUUUGCUGUUAGAGAUCGACUCUGCAAAGCACGAAGGUUACCUACCCGGCCUAUCCUACCUCGACACAGCAAGGGGGAUAAAUCCAAUAGUGGAGAAACUGCCAUACUCACUUCAAGAGAAGUGGGUCAUGGAGGGCUCGCAAUACAAGGAAAAAUUCAGGGUUUAUUAUCCUCCUUUUGAUUUCUUUUUAGAGUUUAUACGCAGGCAAGCAAAGGCACGCAACGACCCAAGCUUUAGCCUUCUCACCCCGACCACAGCAAGCAGGAAAGAAAAGGUCAGUGAAAGUCACAGUAGUAACACAAGAUCAGUCUCUGUGUAUAAAACUGACACUACCCACUCACACUCCACCACUGCAAAUGAAGACCCAGAGAGACAAUGCCCUCUACAUCUAAAGCCACAUCCCCUACAAGUAUGUCGGGGUUUCAGGGAAAUGGCAAUUGAUGAACGAAAGAGGAUUCUACAGGAGAAGAACAUUUGUUUUAAGUGUUGCGCAUCAAACAAGCAUGUAGCCCGCAAUUGUGAGGCGGUAAUCAAAUGUACUGAGUGUGACAGCAAUAGGCACCCAACAGCGCUGCACCCAGGCCCAGCUCCAUGGAGCUCCACGAUCUCGCCACUCCCAUCAGAGAAUGGCGGGGAGAGCGAUUAAGUCAGACAUUGUGGUAGUGUAAAUAUGGCAUCUCUAAAGAUACCAGACGGGGAGUGUUCUGGCUACGCCAGCCUUUAACAGGAGAACCCUUAUUUUGACAAUUGUUUACUUUUGUACCCCAGCUGCGAGACUUAGAACGCGCAUAAUUCUUUGACAGUUUGUUAUCUCAAGCACUAGGCUACAUGAAACCCACCGGUUUAAUCUAUCGUUCCUUGUACGCAGCUAAAGGCAAUCCCUUUUCACAAUCUUCCAUAAACGACCAAACUUCA